AUGUCAUCAACGGAAAACAACAAACAACCAGAACCAACGAAAGAAGAAGAUGAAAAAGUUAUAAAAACAUUAGAAGAAGACGAUGAAUUUGAAGAUUUUCCAGAAGAUGAUAAACAAUGGACUACAGAUGUUAAACUCAAGGAAGAAAACUUAUGGGAAGAAGAUUGGGAUGAUGAUGAUAAUCAAGAUCAAUUUUCCUUAAAAUUAAAAGAAGAAAUUUUAAAAACUCAAAAAUCUGCUGCUAAUGCUGCUUCUAAAUAA
Lodderomyces jiufengensis is the source of this 261-nucleotide messenger RNA. Its product is annotated as proteasome regulatory particle lid subunit. The transcript has a single exon. Gene Ontology annotation, cellular component: proteasome complex; proteasome regulatory particle, lid subcomplex. The record is from RefSeq and is a predicted model, not a curated record. Bases 1 to 261 code for a protein of 86 amino acids. Gene Ontology annotation, biological process: proteasome assembly; mRNA export from nucleus; double-strand break repair via homologous recombination. Lineage: Eukaryota; Fungi; Ascomycota; Pichiomycetes; Serinales; Debaryomycetaceae.